This is a messenger RNA of Nannizzia gypsea CBS 118893, 1191 nucleotides long. RefSeq lists its product as hypothetical. The record is from RefSeq and is a predicted model, not a curated record. NCBI's taxonomy places the organism in Eukaryota, Fungi, Ascomycota, Eurotiomycetes, Onygenales, Arthrodermataceae. Bases 1 to 1191 code for a protein of 396 amino acids. The transcript has 7 exons.
AUGAGAAAUCCGCCUCCAGAGGUCAUACGGACGUGGCCAAAGCCAAACCGCAUCAAUCCAGAGUUUCAAGGACCUGAGUUGGCCAUUCUCGGAGUCACCUUCACCACAUUAUCAGUUAUCAUCGUUUCACUGCGCAUGUUCGUACGUCUUCAUUUGCGAAAAGCUGCGUCAUGGGAUGAUUGGCUUAUGGUGGCAGCUAUGCCGUGUCUAGUGGGCAUCUCAGCAGCAGCAAUCAUCAGUACAAAUUAUGGAUGGGGCUAUCACAUCUGGGACUUCAAGUUCAACCAUUUCAGAGAGUCGAGAAUAACGAGUUACAUAUGCCAAAUCUUAUUCGUUCCGCUCAUGUCCCUCGUUAAACUAUCUAUUCUGGCUUCCUACCUCCGUUUCUUCACCGAAAAGAUAUACAUCAGAAUAGCAUGGAUACAGGUCGGCCUGGUUCUUGCUUGGUUUAUCACUUUCAUGGUGCUCAUGCUUAUUGCCUGCAUUCCGCUUACGCACUACUGGACCUCCUUCCUACAAGAAGGCUGCAUGAACGAAGAAUAUAGAUUGCUGCCAGCUAUUUACUCCAACGCUGUGAUGGACGUCAUGAUACUUCUCACACCUUGCCCUGCGCUGUGGAAAUUGCAUCUACCAUUGCGAGACAGAAUUGUCCUUAUCGUGAUGAUGACUUUGGGUUUUAUUGCCUGCUUAGCAGGAUGCAUCAAGUCGUUUUACAUGUACCAGACCCUUGUGGGAACAUACGAUGUUACCUGGGAAGGAUACAAAGUCUGGGUAUGGACCGACCUCGAAAUAAACCUUGCCGUGAUCUGCGCCUCGAUACCUGUUCUCCGGCCAUUUGUACAGAGAUACUUCCCAAAUCUGGGUUUCAAGAGCAACAAUUCUUCGACGCCGUACGGCAACCGAUGGGGCAGCAGCAACCGUUCCAACGGAUUGGGGUCUGGGGGUAUCUACAAGCAGCAAACCAUCCACCAGACCGUCAGGUCUCGUCAGACCACAGAGGAUGAAGACGACGGAGGCUCUACCAUUGCCUUGAGCCCCUCUGAGUUCCCUCUAACAAAGACACAUCCAACUUCGCCUGUGCCCUUCGACAACCGUCCUCCUGAAGCGCGCAACCCAUCCCGCAGUGGCUUCCGCAACGAUUCCAAUUAUCCCGAUCAUCAGAACGAUUCUCGAUAUGCGAACUACGCUUGA